This is a messenger RNA of Ilex paraguariensis (yerba mate), 795 nucleotides long. NCBI's taxonomy places the organism in Eukaryota, Viridiplantae, Streptophyta, Magnoliopsida, Aquifoliales, Aquifoliaceae. The record is from the annotation of a GenBank genome assembly.
AUGAGGAAGCAUCAUGCAGGUGAUAUACACGGACAAUACCAAGACCUAUUGAGGCUUUUUGAAUACGGUGGCUAUCCUCCUGCUGCAAAUUACCUCUUUCUUGGGGAUUAUGUUGAUCGAGGCAAGCAAAGUUUGGAAACUAUAUGUUUGCUAAUGGCCUACAAAAUAAGGUAUCCUGACAGAGUUUUCCUUUUGAGAGGAAAUCAUGAAGAUGCAAAAAUCAACCGCAUUUAUGGAUUUUAUGAUGAAUGCAAAAGAAGAUUUAAUGUUCGGCUCUGGAAGAUUUUUACGGACUGCUUUAAUUGUUUGCCUGUUGCUGCACUUAUUGAUGACAAGAUACUUUGCAUGCACGGGGGACUUUCUCCAGAGUUGAAAACCUUAGGUCAAAUAAAGGAAAUAAACAGGCCGACUGACAUUCCAGAUAAUGGUCUUCUAUGUGAUCUGCUCUGGUCUGAUCCUGAUCCCGGUGUUAAAGGUUGGUCAGACAGUGAUCGAGGUGUUUCAUGUACUUUUGGACCUGAUGCAGUUGCCGAGUUCUUGGAGAAAAACGACCUCGACCUCAUUUGCCGGGGUCAUCAGGUAGUGGAGGAUGGAUAUGAGUUCUUUGCCAAACGAAGGCUAGUCACAAUAUUUUCAGCCCCAAACUAUGGUGGAGAAUUUGAUAAUGCAGGUGCUCUAUUGAGUGUUGAUGAAUCCCUCGUGUGCUCCUUCGAGAUACUGAAACCAGCUGAGAAUAAGCAACCGAGCAGUUCUAAGUUGCCUCUUAAGAAGCCCCCUAAAAUUGGAUCAGUCUAA